GGUUACAUCUUACCUUACAACUGCCCCACUACCCUAACAAGAAUCCUUAUAAAUCAAUGCAUUUCUUUUUUCAAAGCAAACAGAAGUGCACCUUCCUUUAUUAGCAACUGACCUUGUGUUUCUGAACAAAAAAAACAGGUUAAGGAAAUGGAAGCUUACACAAUGAAGUCAGACAAAACUUUCCUUCGGUGUCUGGAUACAAGAGCGAUCGAAGUGUAUGAGUUGGACAGUCCUUACCUAUUUCCGGUGAAAGGGAAGCAAUGGAGUCAUCUUGGAAUCAGUAUAGGGCCUGGACACAAAUAUGAAGUGCUGAGAAUCGGGGACAAAGAUAUCAGGGGUGAUGAUCUGCAGGCGCUUAUCAGAGAUCUUUUCAACUCGCGACUGAUAAUUAAUCGCGAGGGUCUUGGUUUCUUACCGGCUGCAGGGGUCACAGUUGUGGUCAUGUUAGUGGAGUACUACAGGCUAUUUGAUCUCUUUGAUUGGUCCAAAUAUCAAGUCAAUACAUCGCUGAAUACUAAAUGGGCUCGUAGCAACUUUAUCGACGGUCGUCCCUUGGAUAUACUAGGGAGCAAUCCAGGGAACGGUAGUCGCGAUGAUACUGAGUGCAAGAAAAAGUUGGGUGAGAAAGAUAAGGAAUUGGAGAACCAAAAAAUUAAGCAUAAAGAGGAGUUAGAGGAGGUGAAGCGUAGAAAGGAGGAGGGAAGUAAGGAGACAAAAGAGAAGAUAAAUAACAUAAAAGAGGUGUUGGAGGCGGCAGAGGAGGAAUUGAAGGAUAAACAAAAUAAGAUAGACAAAUUGAAAGAGGAGUUGGCGGGGGCAGAGCGUAUAAAGCAGAAAGAACUGAAGAAGAAACAAGACGAGAUAGACACAUUGAAAGAGGAGUUAGCGGGGGCAGAGCGUAUAAACAAGGAAGAACUGAAGAAGAAACAAGACGAGAUAGACAAAUUAAAAGAGGAGUUGGUGACGACAGAGCGUAAAAAUAUGGAGGAAUCGAAAGACAAACAAAACAAGAUAGACAAAUUAAAAGUGAAGUUGGAUGAGGCCGAACGUAGAAAACGAGAAGAGUUAAAAGAUAAAGAAGAUGAUAUAGACAAAUUGAAAGACGAGUUGGAGGAAGCAGAGCAAAAAAGGCAGCAAGACUUAAAGAAGAAACAAGAUGAGAUAGAAAUAUUGAAAGAGGCGUUGGAGGAAGCUGAGCGUAAAUUGAAGAAGAAACAUGAUGAGAUAGACAGAUUGAAAGUGGAAUUAGCAGAGGAAAAACGUAACAGUAAAGAUCAAAAUGAUAAGAUAGCGGAAGAUAAGAAAAAAAUCAACGAGUUAGAAGAGGAACUAAAAUUACAUGUAUAUCUAAGAAGUGGUUUACGUGGUGGUUUUGAAUUUUUGUAUAAUUUGGUGCAGGUUACUCAGAGGAACUUACCUUCAUCAAAACUGAGCAUCCUAAGCAUAACACAGGCAGUUCGCCAUAAAGGGGCCCUUAGUAAUUUUCAACUAAAAGUGGAGCAUCUACAUGAUCCUCUUAUAGUUAUUGGACCAAUACUCGAUUCAAUGUCAGAUUUUCCAACUCAGCUAAUUUUUCGUCCAGAGUCUUUUUACAGCGACUUUGACUUGAACAAUUGGCGGGUUGUUCGAGUAAUAGGAAGUUCAAAGGGAGGUUCAGUUACUCCAUUUGCAUUUACAAUAGCGUUCUAUGAUGGAAAUAAGUAUCAGAAGAGGUCCGCUGACGAAAAACAUAUAUAUCCCAUUCCAUGCCAUUAUCAACAUCUAUCUAAUUAUACCUCAUAUUCAAAUGGUAUAUAUAAUAUAUUGGGGGUCGGCUUAAGGUAUUCUAUAGCAUGCUUUGUUGAGAAUACUAGUGCAUUUCUAUACACAUAAAUUAUGUAUUCAUUUAUUUUGUAAUACUUUAUUUUGUAAUAAUUUAUUUUGUGUUUCCUUUUAAAAAAAUAAAUAAACCUUUUGUAUUUUUCAUUGUUAUCAAUUUAGAAUGAUAAAUGUUGGUCCUCUCCCCCAUCAGCUGCGAA
Messenger RNA from Spinacia oleracea (spinach), 2018 nucleotides. RefSeq lists its product as uncharacterized. Bases 148 to 1872 code for a protein of 574 amino acids. The record is from RefSeq and is a predicted model, not a curated record. The transcript has 2 exons. NCBI's taxonomy places the organism in Eukaryota, Viridiplantae, Streptophyta, Magnoliopsida, Caryophyllales, Amaranthaceae.